AUGUCUGGGCUUCCACCAGGGUGGGCUGAGCACAUUGACCCCAACACGGGCAAUCCGUACUACCACAAUACCGCCACCGGAGAGGUCACCUGGACCAAGCCCGGCGACGAUGGCGCCGCUGCGCAGGCUCAGCCGACCCCGGGUCUAGAUGGCGGGGGAAUGCAGAAUGGUGCAGACCCUGGUGGCAUGGGCGGAAUGGCUGGUGGCAUGGGCAUGGGCCAGAUGGGCAUGGGGCAGCCACAGAUGGGCCAGCCAAUGGGGCAAGGCAUGGGCGGAAUGGGCCAGAUGGGCAUGGGCCAGCCAAUGGGCCAGAUGCAGAUGGGCAUGGGGCAGCCCAUGGGGCAAAUGCAGCAGCCCAUGGGGGGCUGCAUGGGAGGUCAGAUGGGCAUGGGCAUGGGUGGUGGGUGUAUGGGAAUGGACGGUAUGGGAGGUCAGAUGGGUAUGGGAGGAAUGGGUAUGGGUGGCGGUAUGGGCGGCAUGGGGAUGGGCAUGGGUGGCGGAAUGGACGGUGGCCUGCAGACUGGCACUGUCAAGUCGUGGAACGAUGAGAAAGGCUUCGGCUUCAUCAUUCCGAACGGCGGUGGAGAUGACAUUUUUGUCCACAGAAGUGCUCUGACAGAUGGUGGUAUGCUGCUCCAGGGUGCCCAGGUCCAGUUUGAGGUGACGUGGAAUGCCCAGAAAGGCAAGAGCCAGGCCUCCCGAGUGACGGGCGCAGUGCCCCAGCAAAAGGCCGUGGGUGGAUUCCGGAAGCACUGCUAA
This is a messenger RNA of Symbiodinium natans, 759 nucleotides long. The record is from the annotation of a GenBank genome assembly. Lineage: Eukaryota; Dinophyceae; Suessiales; Symbiodiniaceae.